Molecule: messenger RNA, 3265 nt
Organism: Canis lupus familiaris (dog)
Lineage: Eukaryota; Metazoa; Chordata; Mammalia; Carnivora; Canidae
Gene: PTCHD3
Product: patched domain containing 3
Cellular component (GO): membrane
Source: RefSeq, a predicted model, not a curated record
AUGGUUGGAGCCCCUUCCUCCUCCUGCAAAGACAAGGAGCAAGUAUCUGAAGCAUUUGCUCUAGGCUGGAGGAAGGAAAGGCACGCCACAGACAAGUCAAAACGCGCGCUCCCCGACGGCCCCCUGGCCUGGCGCGAGCAGCCGCAGCCUUGGAAUUCUCCAGCCAAGGGUCGGGGGAGGAGUUGGGCGCUGCGGCCAGUGGCUGCUUCCCGACCUGCUGCCCAGUUUGAACACCUUGCCUUUCCCUCCCGGAAAUGCGCCUCAGUCUCUCCAAGGUUGCGCCCGACGCCUGGCGGGAGAUGGGGGCGAAGGGGGAGCCCGAGGCCAGGGCCGAGAAGCCGGAGCCGCAGCCGGAGCCGGAGCCGCAGCCUGAGGCCAGGCGGGAAGCCGAGGCCCAUCCCGGCCGACACCGGGCCGCCGCGGGACGUGGGCGCGGGGUCCCGGGUAGAGCCGCUCCCCGCCUCCAAGCCAAGUCAGGGACAGGAACCCAAGCUUGACUGGGCUUCGGGACAGCACAGGGCCCCUCGAGGCGUCUCCUCCGCAGUCGGGGACAGUGCGGAGCGGCCAAGUCUGCGGCCUCCCGGUCGGAAAGGCAGCUGGGCAGCCGUCCGCGAGACCCCCUGCCACACCGACUGCCCGGAGGCGCCCGUCAGCCGCGCCCUCGGAGGGCUGGGGCGGGAGGUGGGCUCGCAGCCCUGCGUCUCCCUGCCGGUGCCCGUGCUGCUGACGGCCGCUCUGGGCACAGGCUUGCGUUACUUGCCCAGCGAUACCGAAGGAAACCUCGAGGAGCAGUGCACCCCCAUGGGGAGCCCGGCCAAGGCCGAGCGGCGCUUUGUGCAGGGGCGUUUCACCGCCAACCACUCUCACGGAUUCUCCAACUCCUGGAAGAGCACCGGGGUCAAUUUUGUCUCCACCCUAGUGGUUUCCGGCACUGCCUCGCUGCUGCAACAAGAAAUCUUGGAAGAAAUUAGUACAUUGGACACUGUGGUGCAGGAUCUGUAUGUGGCCGAGGAAAACGGGACCCAGAUUGGCUACGAUGGGGUGUGCGCUGAACACCAGGGCGCCUGCGUGCCCUCCACCCCGCUCCUGUCCGCCUGGCGCAUGAACAAGGACCUCGACCUGACAAACAUCACUUUCCUCUUCAACCUAUCGGGUCAGCCCAUCUACCCGGCCGGCACCAUUGGAGGAACGUUUUUAGGCAAGAGGAUGGGAAGGAACCAAUUACUCGUGAAAGCCAAAGCCAUGCGGCUACUGUACUACCUGAAAACUGAGGAUGUGAAGGACAAUGAGCUUAGCAAGAUGUGGUUGAUCCAUUUCCUGAACCAAUCUACCAACAUUGAAAAGAGUUUGGCCUCGAAGAAGAUCCACGCAGGGAUCCUGAUGGUCUACUUUACAUCACUUUCUAGACAACUGGAGUUUGAAGCAACCUCUAUGACAGUGAUCCCCUUGUUUCAUGUGGCAUACCUUCUAAUCAUAUUAUUUGCAAUCACAUCAUGCUACAGGUAUGACUGUGUACAAAACAAAAUAUGGGCUGCAGCCUUUGGGGUGAUUUCUGUUGCCUUGGCAGUGGUGAGUGGCUUUGGCCUGAUGUUGUAUAUUGGGGUGCCAUUUGUGACCAUAGUUGCAAAUUCACCAUUUCUUAUUCUAAGUGUUGGGGUUGAUGAUAUGUUGAUAAUGAUUUCUGUCUGGCAGAAGACCAGCGCCAAGGACAGCAUGAGCCAGAGGCUUUCCACCGUCUAUUCCAAGGUGGCGGUGUCUAUAACAUUUACCACCAUUUCCAAUGUUCUGGCCUUCUAUACAGGGAUUAUGACCUCUUUCAGGUCUGUACAGUACUUUUGCAUCUAUACAGGAACAACCUUGCUCUUUUGUUAUUUUUAUAACAUCACCUGUUUUGGAGCAUUUAUGGCCCUGGAUGGUAAAAGAGAAAUAGUCUGUCUGCGCUGGUUGAAAAAGCCAAAAACUCCUAACCAAAAAUGUUUUUCAUUAAGAUCCUGCUGUCUCCCAUGUGAUUCUCUCCCACAUGAACAAGAAACUGAUACCCAUCCAAUGAAUUUGUUCUUUUGAGACUAUUUUGGCCCUUUUCUCACACGCACGGAGUCCAAAUUUUUUGUAGUGCUUAUAUACAUUUUGUACAUCAUAUUUAGUAUUUAUGGUUGUUUCCAACUACAGGAAGGUUUAGACCUUCGAAAUUUGGCAAGUGAUGGUUCCUACAACACACCACAUUUUAAUGUAGAAGAAGACUAUUUUUCAGAGUUUGGUCCAAGGGUUAUGGUUAUUGUUACUGAAACUUUUGACUACUGGGAUGAAGAUGCUAGGCAAAAGCUGGAAAAAUGACUGGCAGAUUUGGAAAACAGUGACUAUGUAGAUAAAAAUCUUACAGAAUUUUGGUUACGAGAGUAUGUGCAAUAUAUGGAAAACAGCAGACAAAAUGUAAAUGAUAAGUAUACAUUUAUGAACAGUUUGCCUACUUUUUAAACAAAUUUUCCACUUUUUAUGUAUGAUAUUAAUAUCUCAUCAUCAAAUGAAAUCAUUUCUUCCCGGGGCUUCAUUCAGACUGUGGAUGUUUCUUCUUCAACCAAUAAAAAGAAGAUGUUAUUCCAAUUACGAAGCAGAGCUGAAAAAUGCGAAAUUCCACUAGUGGUGUAUAACCAGGCAUUCAUAUAUUUUGAUCAGUACACUGCAAUAUUAGAAAACACUCUUCGAAAUGUCAUUGUUGCAUCAGCUGCUAUGUUCAUUGUUUCCUUUUUGUUAAUUCCUCAUCCACUGUGUUCCUUGUAGGUAACUUUUGCUAUUGCUUCUGUGAUUGUGGGAGUAACAGGUUUCAUGGCAUUCUGGAAUGUCAAUCUUGAUUCCAUAUCCAUGAUUAAUCUUGCUAUGUGUAUAGGGUUUUCUUUUGAUUUUUCUGCACACAUUUCUUAUGCAUUUGUUUCCAGUUCUAAGCCCUCAGUAAACCAAAAAACAAUUGAGGCAUUGUAUCUGCUAGGCUACCCAGUGUUACAAAGUGCACUUUCAACAGUAAUAGGGGUGUGUGUUUUAUCUGUAGCUAAAGCAUACAUCUUCAGGACAUUUUUUAAGAUUACGUUUCUUGUUAUGCUAUUUGGGGCUGCUCAUGGCCUAAUUUUUAUCCCAGUAUUCUUAACCUUUUUUUGAAGGUUUGUUUGAAUAUACACUAACAAAUCAAACACCAAUUAUAAAAUUCCUGAUUGCCACAAUCCAAUCUGAUAAAAAUGCACUAUUAGAAAUAGUCAAUAAACUAAAAAAAUAA